UGGGCUAUGCGGUGGUGGCUGCGCGCCGCCGUCCUCAGCCUGCUCGCCGGCGCCGGCGCUGAGGCAGGCAACGGCCAGAGACAGUCCCGGGCCGUGGUGGGGCGCGUCGGGGAGAGCACGGUGCUGGGCUGCGACCUCCUGGACGCCCACGAAGCCCGUCCCCCUCUCUACGUGAUCGAGUGGGUCCGUUUCGGCUUCGUCCUCCCCAUCUUCAUCAAGUUCGGACUCUACUCGCCGCGGGUAGACCCGGAGUACGUCGGUCGCCUGCGGAUCGAGGAAGGCGCUUCCCUGCGCAUCGACCUCCUGCGCCCUGAGGACCAGGGUUGGUACGAGUGCCGUGUGCUCUUCCUCGACCGGCACAGCACCGAGGCUGACUUCCAGAACGGCACCUGGAUCCAUCUCACCGUCAACGCACCCCCCACCUUCCUCGAGACCCCCCCUGAAUUCGUGGAGGUGCGGGACCGGGAGACACUGAGCCUUACCUGCACGGCUGCCGGGAACCCCCAGCCUGUUGUCAUCUGGAAGAGGAGUGACUUGGCUGUCCAGAGCGGGGACACAGUGCAGGUGAGGAAUGGGACACUGAGCAUUGCUGUUGUGGAACGUGCCAGUGCAGGCACCUACACCUGUCAUGCUUCCAGCAAGGAGGGCACCAUCACCCACACCACCCGCGUGCUCGUGCAGGGGCCACCCAUCAUUGUGGUGCCACCCCAGAAUGUCACUGUCAACAUCUCCCAAGAUGCCUUUCUGGCUUGCCAGGCUGAGGCAUACCCAGGAAACCUCACCUACACCUGGUUCCAGGGCAGCAGCAAUGUCUUCCACCUCAGCCACCUCCAGGCUCGGGUCCGCAUCCUGGUGGAUGGGAGUCUCUUGCUCCAGCAAACGACCCCAGAUGAUGCUGGCAAAUACACCUGCACCCCCAGCAACGGGCUGUGGAAGCCGCCUUCUGCCUCUGCCUUUGUCACAGUGCUGUAUCCGGCACAGGUGACCACCAUGCUCCCAGAGACCCACCUGCCCAAGGGGAUGCAGGGUGUGAUCCACUGCCCCACCAGGGCCAACCCCCCUCUGCUCUCCGUCAGUUGGACGAGGGACGGGCGCCCGCUGGAGCUGGACAAGUUCCCUGGCUGGUCCAUCAGACCGGAUGGCUCCAUUGUUGUUGCCAUGGGAAACGACGAUGCUCUGGGAGUGUACAGAUGCACCCCGUACAACAGCUACGGCACUGCUGGCGAGUCCCAGCCCACCCGUGUCCUGCUGAAGGACCCCCCAGCCUUCACCCUGCGUCCCAAGGAGGAGUACUUCCAGGAGGUGGGCCGGGAGCUGGUGGUUCCCUGUGCUGCCCAUGGGGAUCCCCCCCCAACUGUCACCUGGCUGAAGGUGGGCAGUGUGGGGCAGAGCGGUGCCCAGGUGGAUGGGAACAGCAGCCUCGUCUUCCGCCCACUCAUCAAGGAGCAGCAUGGAGUCUGGGAGUGCACAGCCACCAACCAGGUGGCCAGCAUCAGCACCACCACCUCUGUCCAUGUUCUGGGUACCAGUCCUCACGCUGUCACCAAUGUCUCUGUCUUCCCCCUCCUGCUGGCAGCCAAUAUCUCCUGGGAGCCAGGGUUUGAUGGGGGUUAUUUCCAGAGGUUCAGUGUCUGGUACACACCACUGAUAAAGCAUCCACCCCGGGCCCAUCACGACUGGGUGUCUCUCUCAGUGCCUGUGGGGGCUCAGCACCUCUUGGUGGAGAAUCUGCAGCCAGACAUGAGCUACCAGUUCAGCGUCCUGGCCCAGAACAAGCUGGGCAGUGGCCCCUUCAGCCAGAUUGUCACCUCUGUGCCCAGGGGCUUCCCAGUGACCACAGUGCCUCCGGAGCCACCAGCUGUGACCAUCCAAGUCUUCCUGUCCCCUCCGCAGGCUCUGACCGCCAACGAGACGGCACGGGGGGUCCUGCUGCGGUGGGAGCCCCCGGCACAGUUCUCGGUGGCGCUGAGCGGUUACGCGCUGGAGCUGCGGCAGGACAAGGGCAGCUGGGAGGUGCUGGACCGCUCCAUCCCCAGCACCAAGACCCAGGUCCUGGUGCCAGGACUCAUCAAGGACGCCUUCUAUGAGUUCCGACUGGUGGCCUUUGCUGGCAGCUACAUCAGUGAUCCCAGCAACACAGUGAACGUCUCCACAGCAGGUAUGGAAGUGUAUCCAUCUCGUACCCAGCUGCCAGAGCUCCUGCCACAGCCAGUGCUGGCAGGGGUCAUUGGGGGGAUCUGCUUCCUCAGCGUGGCAGUCAUCUUCAGCACCGUGGCUGCCUGCAUCAUGAAUCGCCGGCGUGCUGCACGCAUCCAGAAGCGAAGGCAAGAUCCACCACUCGUCUUCUCCCCCAGCAAGAAGCUUCAACCUUCACACAGUUCUCGUGGCUCUGGUAGCCCAGACAGCACCGUGAAACUGAAGCUGCAGCCAUCUCCUUACCAGAGCCUGCGCCAGACGCUGCUGUGGGGCGAGAAGGCGGGCACCAGCCUGGGUCUCAGCAUCGCCGGGGCCGGUUCCCGGUACGCUGUCUACGAGAGCCAUGUCGGGGAGCACAUCCCCCUGGAGCGCAUCUCCCGUGGCCCUGACGGGCGCUUCGUGGUGGAGACACACCCAGAGGAGCACAGCUUCGGGGCGCUGCCCUACACCAAGCCCGAGUCAGACCCUCAGCAGGACCCUCCGGGCCCACAACCCGAGCCCUACCUCCAGCUGUCCCCAGAGGAGGAGGAGGAGGAGGAAGAGCCCAUCUGGCGCAAGAGGGUCUCUCUGCGCCCCCGGCCCAUGGGGCAGACCCACCAUGGGGCCCGGGCCAGCUACCGCCAGGGCCGUUACUUUGGCUACGGCAGCAGCAGCCCCGUGGAUGAGGCCACGGCACUGUGCAUCGUCAACAUCAGCCCUGUGGCCUCGGCUGCCACCACCCUGCCUUACAGCGCCAUGGAGGAGCUGCGCCACAGCCCUGGCAGCACUGAGCCCUACCAGAGCUCUGCCAGCGCCCUGUGGGACCUCGGCCCCCUCCAGGGCUCCCCCCGGCCAUCCCUUGGCCCCCCACCCUCUCCCAGCCUUGGGGGCAGCCGGCAGUCAGCUGGCCCCUUAGCCCAGAGCGGGAUCCUCCAGUACCUGAGCCUGCCCUUCUUCAAGGAGAUGUGUGUGGAUGGGGACUGGCCGGCCCCAGAGGAGCCAGCGGAGCCCACCUCUGUGGGCAGCCAGCCAGAACCCCCACUAGCCCCCCCUCCUGCCUUGCUGGGGCCUGGGGGCUCCCCACCACGCGUGGGGCGGACGCUGUGCCCAGAUUGCAUCGACACAUGUGCCAAUACCACCUCUCCCCCAGCCAUCGAUUUCCUCAAGCCCCCCAGGCUGCCAGUGGGUCCUGCCAAGGCCUCACGACCCGGCACCCCAGCUGGCCUGCAGCCCCCCACCCAGCUGGCUCCCCACUUCCUUGCUGGCAGCAGGACUGAGGCUGCAGAGCCCAACUGGGGAGCAGCCAGGCUCCUGGAUUCUGCACCCCCCGAGAAACUUGCCCGGGGCAGCUUGACCAGCCAGAGCAGUGGCCGGGGCAGUGCCUCCUUCCUGCGGCCUCCACUGGCACCGUCCCUGGGGGCAUCUGCCUGGGCACCCCCGUCAAGGAGGGGAGUAAGCUGGCAGAGUGGGGGCUCAGCAGCAGAGGAUGGAAGGGUGAGGACAGAUCCAGCCCUCGGCAGCGCUGGGAAGAGGAGGAACACCUCGGUGGAUGAGAACUACGAGUGGGACGCUGAGUUCGCCCUGGAGUCGGACAUCCUCCAAGCGCUGCAGCUCUACCGCAGCGGGGCCCCGGAACGGCCCAUCUCCACCAUCGCCCUGCGCGACCUGGAGAGGCAGAGUGAAAUGGCAAACCGGGGACCCUCAUACGGCCUCAGCCGGGAGGUGCAGCAGAAGAUCGAUCGGCAAUAUGACCCCGAGCUGGAGCAGAUCCUGGUGCGGUGGAUCCUGGCACAGUGCGGCGGGGACGUGGCGCAACCAGCCCCCGGCAGGGAUGGCUUCCAGCAGUGGCUGAAAGAUGGCACCGUGCUGUGCCGGCUCAUCAACAGCCUGCACCCGCGGGGCCAGGGGCCAGUGGCCAAAAUCCAGGCGUCUGCCAUGGCCUUCAAGCAGAUGGAGCAGAUCUCACAGUUCCUGCAGGCAGCAGAGCGCUACGGCAUUGCUGCCACCGACAUCUUCCAGACCGUCGACCUCUGGGAAGGUAAGAACAUGGCAUGUGUGCAGAGGACCCUGAUGAACCUGGGCAGCUUGGCCGUGGCCAAAGGCGACGGGCUCUUCGUGGGAGACCCCAACUGGUUCCCCAAGAAGUCGCAGGAGAACCGGCGCGUCUUCUCCGAGGACAAGCUAAAGGAAGGCCAGAGCGUCAUUGGGCUGCAGAUGGGCACCAACCGGGGCGCCUCCCAGGCUGGCAUGACGGGCUACGGGAUGCCCCGCCAGAUCCUCUGAGCGCCUUGCACCCCUGGCACGGCCCCCCCAGGCCCUGUCUGCAGGGGGCCCCCAGGGUCAGCCCCCAAACUGCCUAACUCCCUCCUUGUGGACCAGCCGGCUGACAUCCCCCCCCCCUCCGCCAGUGUUUCCAGGACCAAAGUCUUUUGUAAUUAUUAUUAUUUUGCUGGGUGUGGGUGGGAUUGGGGGUGCUGCCUCCCCUCAAUGCUCCGCCUGCACCCCCUCAGUGCCUUGGGGGGCAAAGUGCCCCCCCCCAGCCUUGCAGCUGUGCUGGGUGAGGGGGUCUGUUCCCCUCCUCCCUUGCACCCUAAUAAAUGGCUCCUCUUCUUU
Calypte anna (Anna's hummingbird) is the source of this 4788-nucleotide messenger RNA. RefSeq names its product immunoglobulin superfamily member 9 (gene IGSF9). Lineage: Eukaryota; Metazoa; Chordata; Aves; Apodiformes; Trochilidae. Gene Ontology annotation, biological process: cell-cell adhesion. The record is from RefSeq and is a predicted model, not a curated record. Gene Ontology annotation, molecular function: protein binding.